AUGUUGGCCAAUGUGAUACAAAAAGUUGAAUCAACUGAUGAAGGGGUGAAAGAGAUGAAAAGUGAUUUCUCUAGUAUGAGUCAACUGGUAGACUCUCAUACCACCUCCAUCAAGAAGAUUGAGCAGCAGUUGGGGAAACUUUCAGCCUCGUUAAAUCAGAGGAAAAAUGGGUCACUACCAAGUGACACGAUCCAAAAUCCUAAGAAGGACGGGCAUUACAUGGCUAUCGCCACCAGGAGUGGUAAGAUCCAUACUGACCCAAUUUCUGUAGGUACUAAACAUGAGCAGGUAUUAGAGCAAGUUGAAAGAGAGGAGGAUGAAGCGGAACAUGUAGAUGACUUGGAGGAUGCUCAUCCAAUAGCACAAUCCCCAAGAGGAAAAGAGAAAGAGGUUGAGGGAAAUAUGCCUUUACAGCAGAUUCCAAGAUCACCUUCUCCUUUCCCUCAAAGGCUUAAAAAGAAAGCCGAAGAUGGGAAAUUUGCGAAGUUCAUCACCAUGUUGCGACAACUGUCAGUAAACAUCCCACUGGUGGAAGCAUUAGAGCAAAUGCCAGGAUAUGCCAAAUUCAUGAAGGACUUGGUCACAAAGAAAAGAGCUGUAAGCAUUGAUUUAAAUGACAAUGUUCAUCACUGUAGUGCUAUUGCUACUAGAUCUCUGGUUCAGAAGAAGGAGGAGGAUCCAGGUGCAUUCACCAUACCAUGCACCAUCAGAUCAAUCGAAUUCACAAAGGCCUUAUGUGACUUAGGGGCCAGUAUAAACUUGAUGUUGCUGGCCAUCUACAAACAACUAGGGUUAGGAGUUCCAAAACCCACAGCCAUGAUGUUGAUGAUGGUAGAUAGGUCAGUGAAACGACCUAUGAGUAUCCUAUGUGAUGUGCUCGUAAAGGUGGACACGUUCAUCUUUCCGACAGACUUCAUGAUCUUGGAUUGCGAAGUAGAUUUUGAGGUUCCCAUUAUUUUGGGAAGACCAUUUCUGGCCAUGGGACGAGCAUUGGUAGAUGCUGAGCGAGGAGAACUGAUAUUCAGAUUCAAUAAAGAAGAGGUAAAGUUUAAUAUUUUCAGGUCCAUGAAGUAG
Messenger RNA from Solanum tuberosum (potato), 1074 nucleotides. RefSeq lists its product as uncharacterized. The transcript has a single exon. Bases 1 to 1074 code for a protein of 357 amino acids. Lineage: Eukaryota; Viridiplantae; Streptophyta; Magnoliopsida; Solanales; Solanaceae. The record is from RefSeq and is a predicted model, not a curated record.